UUGUAAUGGGAAAGAAGCAUCAGGUCUCGCUUGGGGUUGUUUCUAUCUAGGGCACCUGUUUCGGGGGAUCUGCUACUUCGGAAGAAGGGAGGAGGAGAAGGCACAUGGAGGGCGGCAACGGCGAGGAGCUUGCGGUUGGCUGCGUCCUCUCCCUGAGAACAACCCUCGGCGACGAGAUCGAAGGCCAAAUCAUCGCCUACGACCGCCCCUCCAACAUCCUCGUCAUCCAUAUCCUUCUCGCUCUCGUCAAUCCGAUGUCUUUCUUGUUUCUAUCUGAUGUUUCCCUGUUUUCGACUCGUUUCUUUGACCGAUCGUCGACACAAGAAGGCAGUUCGAAGGCGGGGCCUCGGAGGAACAUUCGGCUUCUGAAGGCCAACUACAUCCAGGACUUCACGUACCUGAGGAAGGCGGAGGACCCGAUUGACCCCAACAAGUGCUACAUCGAUCUCGCCGGCCUUCAGGCUAGGGAAGAGGCCUCUUUGAGACAAGCAGAGAUUGAAGCUGAGAGGAUUGGCGUUGGGGUCACCAGCGAGGCUCAAAGCAUUUUUGAUGCAUUGUCUAAGACGCUUCCUGUCCACUGGGACAAGACUGUCAUUGUGGUCAUGAAUGAAGUCCGUGUCAGCAGCCCAUACCACCCAGAAAAUGUUAUCGGAGGAACCCCAGCUGCCAAUGAUCGGGUGAAGAAAGUGCUUGAUUUUGAAAGGAAGAGGCUGCAAGCUCGUGGACCUGGCUAGUAUGGUUCGUCUUUUGUUUUCGAGGACGGGUGUAGGAUUGACUUCUGAAAGCCUUGGGUUAGAAUAUCAUAACAACCUUGUUUCUUGGUUCUAUAUCAAGUUCAUCUUGUCUUUGUGAAAUUAUUGGCAUUUACAGCUUAUUUUAUCAUUAAAAAAAUGAGUUGUAAUAGCUGGAUUUUUGAACUUCAUCUAGAGAGGGUGUGUCUCCUAGAAUGCUUAUGCUUGGUACUGAGCAAUUAUACCUUUGUCUGGAUCA
Messenger RNA from Musa acuminata AAA Group (dessert banana), 990 nucleotides. RefSeq lists its product as uncharacterized. The transcript has 4 exons. Lineage: Eukaryota; Viridiplantae; Streptophyta; Magnoliopsida; Zingiberales; Musaceae. Bases 105 to 734 code for a protein of 209 amino acids. The record is from RefSeq and is a predicted model, not a curated record.